AUGGUUCGAUUAAAAAAUAUUUUCUAUAUUAUUUAUCUGAUUUCAAUUAAAAAUUUAAUAAAAUCACAAAGUAUAUGUCUUAAUAAUUCAUUUAUUACAUGUUAUUGCGAAGAUUUUCAUCCUCCAGUGACUUGUAUUGAAAAUUCUCCUAGUAAUGACAGUUUUAUCGAUUGGUCAACAUAUUCGCCACCUAAAUAUCAACAAUAUUCAUUUAAUUUUAUUAAUUUCACACGUUUAACAUCUUUUAUAUUUACAAACUUUUCCUUAACAUUUCCUUCACCUCCAAAAUUAGAAUUCACUUUUACCAAUGGAAUUGAUGAAAUAGCAGAAGAUAUCUUUUAUCCAUGGGAAUAUUUUCUAAAUACAUCAAUUCAUAUUAAAUUUCAAUCACCAAGAAAUUUUCAACUUACUGAUAAUGCUUUUAGUGGAUUGAAAUGUGAAGAAUUUCGUAUUGAUAAUAUCCAAUAUAAUACUAUUCAUAAUCUUCCAUAUAAUUUCAAUUUAAAAGCAUUUAAUCAAACAAAUAUUGAUAAAAUUAGAAUUCUCAAUUCAAAAGAAAUGCAAUUUAUUUCAAAUGAAUCACCUUCUUUAAACUGGAAACAAAUUGAUUUACAAAAUUGUUCUCUAACAAAUAUUAAUCCUCUUAUUGAAAGCCUCGUUUCUCAAUUUGUAACUGAAUUAGAUUUAUCAUCAAAUCAAUUAGUUGAUAUACCAUCUUUAGUUCAAUUCACAAACAUAAUUUAUAUUAAUUUAGAUGAUAAUUUAAUUGAAGAAAUUAAAUCAAAUAUUUUUACAAAUUUAACACAUGUUUUUGAUAUUGGUUUAUCAAAGAAUCGAAUAAAACAUAUUUCAGCUGAUGCAUUUCUUGGUAUGCAUUUACAUGGUUUAGUAUUAUCAAAUAAUCAAUUACAUUCACUUGAAAGUUUAACAAUUCAUAAUGANUUGGCUUACCAGUCAUAG
Messenger RNA from Adineta ricciae, 960 nucleotides. NCBI's taxonomy places the organism in Eukaryota, Metazoa, Rotifera, Eurotatoria, Adinetida, Adinetidae. The record is from the annotation of a GenBank genome assembly.